Messenger RNA from Exophiala viscosa, 1974 nucleotides. Its product is annotated as salicylate hydroxylase. Bases 405 to 1802 code for a protein of 465 amino acids. Lineage: Eukaryota; Fungi; Ascomycota; Eurotiomycetes; Chaetothyriales; Herpotrichiellaceae. The record is from RefSeq and is a predicted model, not a curated record. Gene Ontology annotation, molecular function: FAD binding; monooxygenase activity. The transcript has a single exon.
UGCAUCACUUGGAGCCUUGGAGUCCGUGGAUUUUUAGCCGUGUUGCCCGUCCCUGGGAUGCCCUUAUCGUACCUGUGGUGACCACGACCACGGAAUAUCUGCCGUGGGAACUUUCCUACCCGGGACUUGCCAUCAUUGGGGGUUGUGGUUCCCUUUCACUGCCGCUGUCGUGUAUUGAGCACUUCGGUAGUGCUUUCCGGCAGUGAAGGUCGGCGAUUCUGAUGAUGUGAUGCUGGAUAUAUUGCUGUUGACUUGCCCACGUCGUUUUUAUUCCUCCGCUGACGGUAUUGUGUACUUCUAUUUCUUUCUGCGUUUUGGCUUGGUAGGCUAUCGUGCUGGAGAGGCCUUGCGUCAUUCAUCCCACAUCCAUUGUCACAGACGAGUAAUUGACAUCCACGGUUGCAAUGGGGAAAUUACAGCUUCACGUCGGCAUCAUCGGCGCUGGCCUUGGUGGUCUGGCAGCGGCCAUUGGUAUCGCUAGAGCCGGGCACAAAGUCACCAUCCUCGAACAAGCUCCCCAACUAGGAGAAGUAGGAGCAGGUAUUCAGAUUCCACCAAACAGCACUAGAAUCCUCGCACGAUGGGACAUCCUACCGGCCAUCGAAAAAGUCUCGGUUCGCCCCAACAAUGUCAUUAUGCGAUCUUACCGUGACGGAAAAGUUCUCUCGUCUCAGCCCUUGAUUCCAAUAUGCGAGGACGUCUAUGGAUAUCCUUAUCUGCACAUCCAUCGCGCCGACUACCACAAAAUCAUGGUGGAGGAGGCUCGGAAACUGGGCGUGGACAUCCAACUCGACAGUUUCGUGACAGGGAUCGACUUUGAGCGUCCAGCGGUCCACGUCAAGAACCGCAAGGACCCUUUCCUUUGCGAUCUGAUUAUCGGCGCGGAUGGGUUGAAAAGCGUAUGUCGCGAAGCGCUGCUUGGCCAUCCCGAUCCACCACAUCUCACAGGCGACUUGGCGUAUCGCAUCACUGUGCCAGCCGAGGACAUGAAGAAACAUCCCCUGCUGGCCGAUUUGGUCGCCGUGCCGAACAUCAAUUUCUGGCUAGGCCCCAGCUCGCAUGUCGUUUGCUAUCUUCUCAAGGGCGGCAACCUGUACAACAUUGUCAUUGCAUGCCCCGACAACUUGCCUAAAUUCGUCAACCAGCAAAAGGCCGAUUUGGAGGAGAUGCACGCCAUCUUCAAGGAGUGGGACCCCAAACUGCGCGCAUUGCUUGAGUUGUGCCAUGAUACAUCGAAAUGGCGGCUCCAGAAUUCCAGGGAGAUGAUGUCCUGGUCUCACCCUUCGGGACGGUUCACUUUGUUGGGAGAUGCGUGCCACGCCACCCUGCCUUACCUUGCGCAGGGCGCAGCUCAGGCCGUUGAAGAUGCUGCAGUCUUAGCUCAUCUAUUUGAAAAGGUUGAACAUGCGCACCAAGUGCCGGAUUUGUUGACGAUUUAUGAAACGAUACGGAAGCCCCGAGCGACCGCUGUUGUGGCGGGUAGUUCGUAUGCUGGACAAAAGAUUUAUCAUUUGCACGAUGGGCCACGGCAAAAGGAGCGUGAUAGACAGAUGCUUGCGUUCCAGGACAAGCCGUUUGAAGGGUAUCAGAACCGCUGGAGAGAUCCGGUGUUCCAGAAGUUCUUGUUUAGUUAUGAUGCGCAGAAAGUGGUGGAUGAUGCUUGGAAGGUGUAUCAGGAGGGACGGUUCGUGGGGACGAUCGGACAGUUUGGUGUUGAUGGGGUGGGUGAGGCUGGGGAACGGGAGGUGCAUGAGCUGAGGAGGAAUGAGAAGGCGAGGAGUCCUAGGGAGUCAAGACUGUGAUGAGGAUUUUCAGCUCGGCACCAAUGGCUAGGUCAAGUUACGAGCGACGUGGCGUUGGUGUAGGUUCUUCUGCUCGGGAUGGCGUUAUGUUGUUUUCAGACACCAGCUUGGGUAGCGAUGCAUAGCGAGUCUAAUUUUUCAGGCAGUCACUGCCACUCAUGAUGUUUCUGAA